Molecule: messenger RNA, 866 nt
Organism: Drosophila serrata
Lineage: Eukaryota; Metazoa; Arthropoda; Insecta; Diptera; Drosophilidae
Product: small integral membrane protein 14
Cellular component (GO): endoplasmic reticulum
Source: RefSeq, a predicted model, not a curated record
UGGGGGGAGUUGUACUUGUGUGUGCGUUCAAACUAAAUUUUUGGGGUGGACACUAUUUUUUUAAAUUUGCCACUUAAGUCAGUUUCGAAUUCGAAAUAUAGACUCUGCUGAUAAUAUUGAAAUUCAAUAAUCCAAAUCGGAACAGUUUCACUCAAAAGCUCAAGCUCUUAAUACCCCGGCUGUCUUCCAUCCGAAAACCAUGUCCGACGACUUCGAUGGCUGCGAGUGCGUCUGGUCGCAGGAGUAUGCGAUGCAGCGGCUCAUCAACUUUAUACGCCAGAACCAGAAUGCCUGCACGGACACCGAGUGCUUCGACGUCACCGGACGUACGCAGCAGCAGCAGCAGACCGUGGGUGGCGGCGAGGACAAUGGCUUCACCGUUGCCAUGAUCUUCAUGAUCGUGGCCAUGUUCAUGUAUAUACUGAAUCCGAGUACAUGGGGCCAGCUGACCAGCAACAAGCCAGCAAGCGGCCGGCGUGAUAACAACCAGGACGGCUCGCCGCCGCCCCCACAACCGCCGCCGCCGGCCAUCAACUAGAGAUGGUGUCGAGCGUGGAUCUCUGCUUCCACCAAAACCUGAGCUUCUCCACAAUUCGCAAUUGCAUUUCCUUACUUAUUGUUUGUUUAUAUGGCGAGACAAGGCGUUCACUACAUUUUCCACACAAUUCGGUUGGAAUCAGAACAAUAAAUAUAUAGUUGUAGAUUGGUGAAAUCCUUUGUGAGCCGAUUUACAAAGAUUAGACAAAUUAUACAUCACACUGACAUUGUACAAAAAAGUAAAAGAAAGAAAAACACACACAACCGCACACACAAGUACACACAGGCUUAUUAUCCCAAAAUUUUUGAAAAUACACUUUGGAAACUAA